GUCAGUUUGAUACAUGUAGCGUUUUUUGUUCUUUGACUUGGCUACUGACGGCCUUAUUGGUUCUUCAUCCUGCAGGUAAAGUGUGUGUGCCUCUGGGUUUCACCUCCUCUACAUACACACAUAUAGAUCCAUUUUCUUCUUGUCAUUUUCACCCUUCUCCACACCUUAAAGCGGAAUGGAGAAGAGGUGGAAAGACUGACACAGAAAGAAAGGAGGAGUAAACCGGUUCAGCAGGUAUACAGAGGCCUAACCAAGCUCUCGCCGUCUUGUUGUCACCGUUAUUUCUGAGGCGCAUGCGCGCUGGCGCCUGUUUCCUGCUUUUUAAAUGAGUACCUGUGCUGCUUUUUUGACCCACCUCUGUCGACAGUGUGUGCGAUCAGGAAUAUCUGCCGUUUUUUUCUCUCCCUCUUCUUCAGCCCGCUCCUUCACCCACUCACACGCGCUCCCGUUAUUUCAGAGCCCCGUGGGUGUUAUUCGCCUUUACCUGUCCGGAUUGCUCACCUGAGCGGACUCACCUGUCCCGACGCCGAGAGACUUCUCCCUCAGAGCCGGACACAAAAUCUGGCGGAUAGAAAAGUGUGUUGUGGUUGGGGAAAGGGGAGAUAAAAGCGGGACAAAGCGGGCUUACGAAACGAGGAGAAAGGUGCAAGGAGGAAGGAGCGGACCAAUACCUUCCAGCUUUACCUCCAACCUGGCAGUUUCCUGCUUCUGAAACUUUUACUUUAUUCAACAUCAGCUUCCGUGCAAAUCUCCCCGAAGGGACCUUGGGGAUAUUAUUUAAGCAUGCCGAGGGCCUUUCUGGUGAAAAAGGCGAAUGUUUCGCCGGGAAAGCGGAACUGGAGCGAACUCCCUGAUCAUGAACGAGGGGACGUCUACAUCCCAGUUUCCAUCUUCCCUCCGUCCAGCCUGACGAUGGAGGUUGAAGCCAGUCCUGCUGAGGCUGUGCCCCUCUGCCUCACCAAGCGCUGUCUCUCCGACGUACAAACUCACGCCGAGCUGCCAUCCAGCACGGUGCUCGGGCGUCCACACAGCCUGGCACUGGAGGAGAGGUUGGACAUCAGGAAGCGGAGGUCGGAGGGUGGCUCCACCUACGUCCGGUCUAAAAUCAAGGUAACUACAGGCGAGUUACCUCCCGAUCCCUCUCCUCUUCCUCUAGUUCUUCCUCCUAUUCCCACUGCACCAGUCUUACCCCCACAAGCUACAAUGAUGCUAGUCGCCCCACCCACACCCUCUGCUCAACCUCAGGAGCCAGUCUCCAUGGUAACCAGAUUGUCGGGUCAAAGUACGUCAACAGGAGCAUUUGUGUGCCAGGUUUGCCAGAAGACGUUCCAGUAUCAACGCAUGCUGAACAGACACGUCAAGUGUCACAACGAGACCAAGAGGCACCUGUGCAGCUUCUGCGGCAAAGGCUUCAACGACACCUUCGACCUGAAACGACACGUGCGCACCCACACAGGUGUCCGCCCGUACAAGUGCAACCUCUGCGACAAGGCCUUCACCCAGCGCUGCUCCCUGGAGUCUCACAUGAAGAAGAUCCACAGCGUCACCCUGAAGUAUGCCUACAAGGAACGCCGUAACAAGCUGUACGUCUGCGAGGAGUGCGGCCACACGGCAGGAGCACAGGAGGAGCUGCACCUCCACCUCCGCUCGCUUCACCCUGACAGCGCCCUGCUGAAGGGGAAGGGCACGAGGAGGGCGGCAGGAGGAGGGAGAGACGGAGGCUCGGUCGGAGGAUCCACUCCAGGUUCUCCGCAGGGACCUGAUAGUGAUGAUACCACUGGAUCCUCUGGGCAGUAGAGACAAGUGAGGAGGCUGAAAAUGAACAGAACCUGUUGAACCAGGUUACAAGAGCAGAACUGCUGUAUUUAGUGUAUAUAUCUAUCUAUAUCUAUAUGUAUGUGUAUAUUUAUGAAUGGACGUGUGUUUUGAUACAACCAACAGUAAUGAAAUGACACUAAAAAAGUUAUAUUUACGUUAAUGAUCCAAAACAUUUUGACCACCACAGCCUGCCAGUACAGCUGGUAGUUACAGUCUCUAUAAGACCUCAGAAUCUGUCCUUGAACAUUUAAGGUGGUGGCAGAUAAUCCUUCAAAUUCUUUUAAGUGGGGACGUGGAGCUGCUGUGUAUCAAAUUUGUUCCAUCACAUCCAACAUCAUCCGGUCGCCAAUAAUUUACUCUUCUCUCGACCUCAUGAGACUCUUUCUGCCCCAUCAAAAGUUGCUUCCACCUAAGAUACCUGUUGGUUUGGUCAUAGUGUUUUGGCUCCUGUGCGUAUUUUUAUAUGGGAUGUGAUGCAGAUGAGAACAUUAACAUAUGUACUGUAUUUUUUUUUCAUCCUUUCUGUUGCAUGUAAAUAUUACCUAUGGGCUUCUCUGUACAACAGAAGAGAUGAGUUUUUCUAUGGAGAAUACUUUAUUCAUUAAAGGGAGUAAUAUAUACAUAUAUAUUACAAAACAAGGA
Mugil cephalus (flathead mullet) is the source of this 2460-nucleotide messenger RNA. RefSeq names its product ovo-like zinc finger 1a (gene ovol1a). Gene Ontology annotation, cellular component: nucleus. The record is from RefSeq and is a predicted model, not a curated record. Gene Ontology annotation, biological process: epidermal cell differentiation; regulation of transcription by RNA polymerase II. The transcript is spliced from 5 exons. Gene Ontology annotation, molecular function: DNA-binding transcription factor activity, RNA polymerase II-specific; RNA polymerase II cis-regulatory region sequence-specific DNA binding. The coding region runs from base 784 to 1797 and encodes 337 amino acids. Lineage: Eukaryota; Metazoa; Chordata; Actinopteri; Mugiliformes; Mugilidae.